ACUGGAGCUGGUCUCCAACACUGACCGGGAUUUGCUUUUGGCUUGGAACGACCCUGCAGGUUGGGGGUGCAGUGGCCUUCAAGUGGGAUUUUUAUAUGCUGAGCUCAUAUUUUUACAUUUCAAUAUCCUCCUUACCUGCUGCUGGCAGCGCAGGUUGAACCAGGGCAGGACUUCCUGAAAGAGAUAUAAACCAGAGGAACCGGAUUCACUCUGUGGGCUGAGAGGUCAUCCCACUGACCAACUGUAAGGCCGUGUACCAGCCAGCUGUCUCCAAGCAGACACCACCUCCAGCACUGCGGGGUCAUGGAGGAGUCGGAGGUUUGUUCCCUGCCUGGGGGACUUGCCAGUGUGAGGAAACAAUUUGAGACCCAGGAAACUGCAACAUCCCACAAUAUAACCCAGUUCCAUUUUCAUCACAGAACUGUGCAGGAAAUGUCCAACUCUGAAGUAACAGUGUCAAGCAGCAGCAGGCAUGUCGUCCCAGGCAGUCAGCAGCAAGAUGUCAACCAAGAAGAGAUGGUGUCUUACAGUGACAGUAACUUUGCAUCCAGUUUUGAAAACCAUCAAAAUGAAACAGAAGAGGAGUUUCCCAGGUACACUACAAAAGAACUGAGGGAUCUCUUUGAAAAAUCAAUAGAAGAGGCUGCUCCACACAAACCAAUUAAAAUUGGACGUGAUAUCAAUCGAGCUAAGUGGUCCUCAAAUGUGACACAAAACAACACUGUGACUAGUAAUGUCUAUGAAACAUCCGCUAAUGAGGCAGCAGAAGACACAUUGGCUGAAGUGAUGGAUUAUGCGGACUUUCCGCCCCCACCAGCUGAGGAUUGUGACUAUCUUCCACCCCCGCCUCCAGAAUUACUCGAAAUGCCAUCAGACAGUGAAGAUAUUCCGGCAUGCUAUUACUCACCCGAGCCUCCAGAACCGACAAACCUCUCCAAAUACCCACUCAACAAAGAAGCUUACUGCAAGCAGAGGAGUAUGUAUGAGCUGAAACGUCUUUACAAGCACAUUCAUCCUGAGGUUCGUAAGAAUAUAGAAAAGGAAUACUACAGUGAUUACACUGAAACUGAGAACAACCAGUUAGAGAACCAGGAGUACAUGUAUGAGGAUGAUGGGGGCAGUCCCGAUGAUAUCGACGAUGAAGAAUACAUGGAAUGGGAGGAGAUUCUCCCCGGGGAGGUGCAGGCAAUGCGAUGGAUGUUUGAAAAUAAACCACUGGACACCAUUAAGGAUGAAACUCCUGACGAGGAUGACGAAAACAACAAAAUAAGUGAACAGGAAAUGAUACUUGGAAAAGAUGUGAGACGUACAGCUUGGAUGUUUGAGACCAAGCCAAUGGAUGAGCUGAGUUCACACAAUAUCAACUCAACAGAAUACAAAAACAAAUUCAACAAAUUUGAUAAAGGAGAUGUCCGUGCUGCAGCGUGGCUGUUUGAAACCCAGACAAUGGACACUCUAAAUAAAAUGCAUAAGGAGGAGGAUUUAACAAAAGAGAUUGUGUUUACAGAGGAGGAUGGUAAUGCUACUAUUUGUAUGAUUGACAAUAGGUACAUGGAAAGCCUUGGCCAUACUGAGACCAUGGACGAGAGCCACCUUUUGAGACUGAGGUCAGUGUUAGAGGAAAUUCAUGGAGAAGUGAAAACUGUUACGAGUACUUUUGACACUCAGUUUAAAUGCAUCAUCAUGGGACAAUCGAGCCAAAUGCUGGAGAUUAAGUCCGUGCGAAAAAUUGAAAGUGAAUUGGAGAACUCCAUUGCUUCACGUUGGCUUUUCGAUACCCAACCCCUGGACAUGACAAACAAAGAAUCUACAUCUUUGAAACUUGUUUGUAGUCUUUCCAUGGAGGACAGCAAUAAGGGAGACUGGGGCAGGUGGUUGUUUGAGAUAAAGACCUUAGAUUCUCUUAAUGAGUGGGAAAGCUCAAAAAUGGAGAAGAACGACGUUACUGGAGCUGAUGUGCGCAAGCACUGCUUAGUGUUUGAAACCCAGCCAAUGGAUUCUCUGAAGGAUGACUCCAAUGCGAGACCCCAGUCUAUUGAAGAAAUUAUCGGGGGCAAUGUUAGAUCUGCGAGGCACUUUUUUGAAAGCAGCCCUCGAGCAGAGAGGAAAACUGACCCUGAGGUUGGAAAACUUCAAAAGGCAACAGUAAAUGAAGAAAUGAAAGGAGAUGUGAGACACCAAAAAUGGCGCUUUGAGAGUCAAAAUCUAGAGCACAUAAGGGAGGAGAAGAAAGAGAUUACUCGCACUGUGAAUGUUGAGGACGACCUCACACAAGAGGAUGGCACAAGCUGCGGGGCAGAUGUUCGCAAGAACUGCUGGGUAUUUGAGACCAAGCCAAUGGACACUUUAAACGAUGAUUCAAAUACUCAGCUACUGACAAAAGAGGACAUUAUUGCAGGUGAUGUGAGAUCAGCCAGAAAUUAUUUUGAAACAGCUCCAGCUGAGGAGUUGAAGGACCUUGCAGAGGUGGGCAAACUGAAAAAAGCUGUGGCUCUUAAUGAGGAGAAGGGUGAUGUCAGACAUCAGAAAUGGCGAUUUGAAAGCCAACCUCUGGAGCAGAUCAGACAAGAAAAGAAAGAAGUCAUCCGAACGAUUGACCUGGAAGAAAUUGAUAGAGUUGACGUCUUAAACUACAAACAAAUCUUUGAGAGCACAGAUUUAAACUGGAGGGAUGAAUCUCAAAAGAUUCUCAUAGAGGGUGUAACAUCCGGUUCUGUAAAAGCAAAUACAAACCUGUUUGAGUCUACCUCCCUGUAUGCCAUGCAAGACAGCUCAGGGCACUUUCAUGAGGUGAAAACAGUGCGGCGGGAAGAGGUUGUGAAAGGAGAUGUAACAACGUGCAAGUGGAUGUUUGAAACCCGACCAAUCGACCAGUUUGAUGAAAGCAUUGAUAAAUACCAAAUUAUCAAGGGCAUAUCGAAACAAGAAAUAGAGUCUGGUGAUGUGAAAACCGCAAAGUGGUUGUUUGAAACACAGCCUCUAGAUGCUAUUAAGUACUUCAGCAAUAUUGAAGAUGAAGAGGUUAUGGGGACAAAAAGAAAUCUUGACCACAUGAAGGGUGACGUGAAAACCUGCAAGUGGCUGUUUGAGACAAAACCAAUGGACGUCCUGUAUGAAAGAUCGGAGUUAAAGGGUGAAAAUGAAUCUGAAGAAAUGCAAAAGGGGGAUGUCAAAACCUGCACAUGGCUUUUUGAGACACAAGCACUCGAUACUAUCCACGAUGAGACAGAGACUAUUCUGAAAACGUGCACUGUCAAUCAAGAGGACAUUAAAGGAAAGGAUGUGAGAACGGCUUGUUUUCUCUUUGAGACAGAGAAAUUGGAGAACCUUUCUGAGGAGGAGACAGGCUCUUUCAAGCGCGUCACUGAGAUAGACAUUGCGUCUGGAGACGUGUCCGGGAUGAAGUAUAUUUUUGAAAACCAAACAUCCGAUAUCAUGACUUCUACAUCUGAGGAAGUAAUGCAAAAGCUCAAGACAGUUCAGACUGAGGACAUACAAAAAGGAAACGUAGUGAACUGCAAAUGGCUCUUUGAAAACCAAUCGAUAGAUACAAUACACGAUAGCCAAGAGGAAUUCAUGAGCAGCCGCACAGUGAAUGAUGUACAAGGAGGAGAUGUAGAUAAGGGCCGUUUCAUUUUUGAGACUUACUCCUUAGAUGAAAUUCAGGAGACGGACAAAGAGCUGAUGAAAAUGCGAAAAAUUGUCCGCGAUGAAGAUGAAAGGGGCAAUGUGAGAAAUUACACCAUGAUGUUUGAAAAUCAGCCCCUUUACGCCAUUCAGGACAAAGAGGGACUUUACCACGAGGUCACCACUGUCACAAGCAAAGAAGUAACACGAGGAGAUGUUGUCGGAACCCGGUGGAAGUUUGAAACCAAGCCCCUUGACGCUAUCAAGGACACUGAUGACGUUUAUAUAAUUAAAUCUGUCACACAAGAGGAUGUGCAAAAAGGCGAUGUCAGCUCUGCCAAGUGGAAAUUUGAGACACAACCACUCGACAGGAUUGCUGAAGAAACGAAGACUCUCAUAAAAACGGUGAAUGAUAUUCAGGGAGGCAAUGUUAGGAUAAACAAAGAUCGUUUUGAGUCUGACGCACUGUCGCAGGAAUCUGUUAGAACGGUUAAUGUGAGUGAAAUACAAAAAGGUGAUGUCAGGUCAGCGAAAUGGAGAUUUGAAACCCAGUCCAUUGACAAAAUAAGAAGCAUGAGCUCUGAAAAUCUGAUUGAAACGGUUAAAAAAGAGGAGGUUGAAAAGGGAGAUGUUAAACAUUCAGUCUGGCUCUUUGAGGAAAACCCCCUUGAUCACAUUAAAGAGGUAGAUGAGGACGAAGGUACAACCAUCACAUCACUCGAUCCGAUUUCCAAUGCGGAUGUAAAGUCAACAACGUGGUUAUUUGAAACAACACCAUUUGAUGACUUUAACGAGACAAAAAUGGAGAAGACUAAAAUCCUGGGCAAGAGUGUCAAAGGAACUCUCGAAGAACUUUAUAGUCAGAAAAUGGUGAGGUCGAAGGGAAUUCUCAUUGAAGCUGAUGAAGUCGGCGACGUUAGGAUGGCAAAAUACCAGCUAAUGAAUAAGCAGGCUCCGGAAAUUCAACGAGAGGAUGUCAUCAGGGGAGAUCUGCAGACUAUUAUGAUGAACCUGCUGAACAGACAGGAAAGACAGGAGCAGCAGAUAGUUAUAGAUUCAGAAGAGAAGGGUGACAUCAGUUCUACGGUGCAUCAACUAUUCAACCAACAGAGUGACAGCAGUAUUGAAAGAGAGGAAAUACUACGAGGUGACAUUCAGGAAGCUAUAAACAACCUUUUUGAUGAGAGCGGUUCAGCAAAACAUGGAAUACUCAUCCAGGAGGAUGAAAAAGGAGACGUGCAGAUGACAUUAUAUUCCCUUCUCAAUAAACAAGAGAAUGUUAAUGUUGAAAAAGAGGACAUUGUAAGAGGGGAUAUAAAGAGUGCACUUCAAAGACUGUCCAGGUCAGACAAGAAAGAUCAGGCAGUAAAGAUAAGGAUAGACGAGACUGAAAAAGGAAAUGUCAACUUUUACUCCACAUGCAUCGAAUCUGGGGCUCUUGACUAUCUUAAACAGCUUCACGUAGGAUCUGAUGAGACUCUGCCUGACAGAGUAGAAAAAGAGAAGAUCCUUGGAGGCGACAUCAAGGGCACUAAACUCAUCCUCGGCCGUAAUUCAACGCAAAUUGAUCGUACAGUGGAGGAUGUUAUACCUGGUGAUGUUCAAAACACAGUAAAAGUUUUCAUGUCAGAGCCAAUGCUCUCAUUGGAAAGACUCCAAACGGAGGAGAUAGUCAAAGGCAAUUUAAAAGCUGCUUUAAAUCUAUUGUCUGAAUCAGCAAAUCAAACGGUUGUUGUAGAGAAAGAGGAGGUGGUGAAAGGCAACAUACCGAAAACCCUGCAGUGCCUGGAGAAGGCUCAAAAACGAUACAAAGAGGUGGAGAAGCCAGAUAUCAUAUGUGGAAAUAUAAAAGGGGCUCUGAGAUCUCUUGAAAAAUCUUCAACUUCUCGAGUUGAAGCUGUUCUCGAGGAUUUAGUUCUUGGAGAUGUGAGGGCCACACUGAAAUCUCUGGAGCUGGCAAAGCAAGCGGUAAAGGAAGUCGAAAAGGAGGAAAUUGUGAGGGGCGAUAUUCGCACAGCAAUGCAAAGUCUGCACGAUGCCUCCAGUGAGAGGAAGACGUGUCAACAGGAAAUAGAUGUUCAGGGCAACGUCAGAGAAACAAUUCAGCUCUUAAUGGAGCUUCCGCCUUCACCAAGGAUGGAAAGGAGCCCAAGCCUCGAGCGUGACGUAAAGGGUGAUGUGAAGAUGUCAAUUAAGUCAUUGUAUCAGAUGCAGGAGCAAUCCCAGCUGGAGAAAGAAGAAGUGAUAAAGGGUAAUGUUAAAGGCACAAUUAAAUCGCUGUUGGAAACAGCACAGCGUGAAUCUCCCAAAGUCAGACUUGGAUCAUACAGAAGAGUUCGAGUCAAGCAGAGCCCCCCGGUAAACAACUUAAAUGAUGAUGCAAAAAGGAACAUACAAAAGAUAAAAACUGCUAAUUCAGUUGAGACAUCAAAAGAAAAGCACUCCAUCUCUAAUGACACUGAAAUUGUUAGAACAAUGUCAAGUUCUGUGGAGCAGUCUUCUCAGCAAUCACAAACUGUGGUGGAGCAUAAAACGAUUAUCCAAAAUCACGGCAUCAAAACAUUAAAGACAGACUUUCGUAAUCUAAAGUCGAAGGGAAAGGGAAUGAAAAAAGUAGAUAAAACCAAAGUAAGAACUGAUGAUUACAUCCUAAACCCACAUGCGCCAGAGCCUGAUCUGCCUCUCCCACCUCCACCAGAGACAGACGCUGACCUUCCUCCUCCUCCUCCCAGUGUUGAUUCUGACAUUGAUUAUCUUCCUCCUCCACCACCACCACCACUAACCAGUGAGCAGGACUUUCUCCCACCUCCUCCCUCUCAACAGGAACUGGAGAGCAUGCCAGCACAGGCAAUUCAUCCCUCACCAGCAAAAGCAACAAAGAUGACAGUCAAAAAAGUGAAAGCUCCGGUCAUAUACCCGGUCCCAAAGCUGGAGCCUAAAGUGGAAUUCAGUAAAACACAGCAGGUGGAGCUCACAUCCGGGAAAGUGGUAGAAAUCAGCCAAUCUCAAUCAAAAACAACAACACAUAGAUCAAAAACUCCACUGCCUGAGUCACCAAAACCGCUAAAGAAAGUUUACAUCGCUCCUGUCAAAUUCACCCCUCCACCCUCUCCUCCGCCUUCCAUGAGAGGGAAAAUGACUAAAUUUACCACUCCAUUAAUAAAAGCAGAAGAAAAGUACCGGAAGCUGGUGGAGGACAACACCCCCCCAACCACUCCAACACCCACAUACAUACAUGACUCAGUUACCGCUGCUCUUGAAAUGCUCUCCACCGUCGAUACAGGGCAGUCAAAUAACAAUGCAUCAGAAAUCACAAAGGGGAGAGCCGAGAAGAAGGCAUUGAGUGUCCAUUCAGACUCCCUAUCAUCUGAUUUAUCCAAGCAUGUCGUAGUUUUAAAUACCACCCACAGCAAUGUCAGCGCUAGCCAUGAGAAAAUCUGCACUGAUUCAACAUUUAUAUCUUCUGCCAAACAGGAAAUUGUCUCUAAUGAGACAUCGAAGGUUAUCUCUAUUCAAAAGACCUCGUCAGUAUCAGCUGUUAAACAACAGAUGCAUACGACUACACAGAACUCUAUUUAUGUUUCCUCCGAGCAGUCUGCUCAGUCUGUCAUGGCUGACAAGGUCCAGACCUCGCUGACUGAUGUCGCAAAAACUGAAAACAUGUUGGCUGAAAGAAAGGAUUCUAAAAAUCUGAAAACAAAGCGCUCCAACAAGCCCUAUGAUAAAAACGAAGAUGAAAUGUAUUCUAAUAAAAGCCAUACAGAAAAGAAUGAAAGCAAAUCACAAUCUGAGAAAAAAGACAAAAAUGUAAAAGAGUCCAGAUCACCACCGCGUGAUAACAAGGAGAAAACUGAUCAUUCUCCUACCAAGAGCCAGGAGAAAGUUUUGGAUCAACCAAUGCAAACAGAAAAGGCAGCUGCCAAUACAAAUGGAAAAGCAGGUAAAUCUAAUCAAAAGGGGAAAAAGAACCAUAAGCAAGAAAAACAAGUAGAGACAAAAAGGUCCAGUGAGAGUGAGAAACAGAGUGUUUCACAAGACGUCAAGGUGAAUGUGAAGGAAGCUGCUGAGGUGAAAGUGAUCAGUGAACCUAAAGAAGUAAAGACAGAGUUAAAACAGGGGGUUAAGAAUGUUACUUCCUCUCCUGCUGCCGCCCCUAAGCCUGCUGUUACGGAUAGCAUAACUGACAGCCAACCGGAAACUCCAACUCCCGCAAAAAAGAAAAAGAAGUCCAAAAAGUCUAAAGGGGGUACACAGGCAGCUCAAGGUAAAGAGAUUUCCACAGAAUCAAAGACAGACAUCAUAUACACCAAUACAACAACGUCUGAAAAAUCACACCAAACUCAUGAAACAAUUGCAAUUUCCCAAAUUAAAAAAAGUAUAAAUGAAGAGGAGAUUCAAGUGGACAGAGAAGUCAUUACCACAGAAUGCAAAGAUGAUCAAAAUUUACAACAACAAAAAAGAGUUCAAAAGCAACUGAAGGGAUCUCAAAAGAAGAAAGAAGUGACAGCUAUUCAGCAGAGCGAAGAGAAUCCUCCAGAAGAAAGUCGUGAUGUCCCAAUUACAGUGACAGGCAAGUCGGAGCAAAAUGAACGGGUAAAGUCCACAGCAGGGAAAACAGAAGAAUCUCAGAGGCGAGAGGCCCAAGUGUUAAUCUCUCACAUCACAGAGAUACAAAGAGUUUCAGAGAAGACUGAUUCUAAAUAUGUGAAGACUCUAGUCAACACAGUUCCAGAUUGGCUGAUAAGUCCCGAAAGAAAGUGCGAACUGGAGGAAUCUGUGUUGGAAAGCGAUGCUCAAAAAAGUGAAGAAAUUCUUUCUCGUGUGAGGAAACUAGCAGACGCUAAACUAAUGCAUCUAGAAGAUAAUGAAACAACGGAGAAGCAUGAAUGUGAGCCAAUAUCGGAGAAAUCUGUUUCUGCUGGGGCAACGCCAAGAAUAUCCAAGAUCAGUAUUGGUUCUGCCAAAAUUGAGAACCAAACAAAGAAGAAGACCUCCCAUGAAAGGCGGAAAGAAGAAGUCAGUCAGUGCAAGUCUGUCGACCUCCGGGCUCCCUCUCCGUUGUUGAGGAUGCGAUCGCCCUCGCCAACGUUUAUCACCAUUGAAUCCACACGAAGAACUGACUCACCCUACAGAGUUACGCCAUCACCCACCCUGCUGCAUAGGCCACACACACCUCCCACACCACCCCCACGCAGGUGUGACACCCCAACAUCAUGGCUCACUAGAAUCACACCCUCUCCGACUUUUGACAGAGCAGAAAAUUUGGCUCGACUUAAAGACACAACAGCCAAACUCUCGCGUGGCGUCACCCCACCACCGCUACUCCCUCAACAAAUCUCAGAGAGGAAAUCUGAGAUUGUGGAAUCACCUGCGUCUUUCCAUCGGCAAAUCAAAAUUGAUUCCCAACUUGUGGAGGCUUCAGAGACUAUUGCAACAGAAAAGCUAAAAGAGAGUUUAUCUAGGGAGGCUCAGUGGGCUGAUGUAAAUUCUGCACAUGUAGAAGAAGAUCAAGCUAAUAUUUCGGACGGUUUGAAUGCAAGUGGAAUACAAAGUAAGUCCCACAUGUCAUUUUGUCAAAAUGACCCAGAUCUUAUUGAUGCUUUAGAUAUUCCAGAGCCAUUAUCUCUAUCCGUCAAAGAAAAGAGAGAGUUUUUUGAAGAAGCACAAAAGGCUGAAAUUCAUAAGACUUAUGUGCGAAAGGAGCCCAUUGCUAUCCCUGAACGACUGGGUCCAGACACGGAGGACUUAAAGGCAGAAAAUGAGAACAAAGAAGACGAAGAGCUUCCCAGGGCGGACCUGUAUGGUCUUGUAAACAAAUUUGAAUCACCAGAAGAGAAAUUCUUUAUCAGAAAAGAGCUUAUCCCACUCACAGAGUGGCUUCACACUGACACUGAAAACAUAGAUUUUGACAAAGAGAAAGCAAACAUCCUGGAACAAGAAAUGCCAGCUUUUGACAUCCAGGCUAUUAAAAAUGUUUUUGAACUGGGUGAGCAAAGUUUCUCAUUCAGAGAGGAGAAAGAGGAUCAGGAGGAGACUGUGUCAAGCCUGAGUGAAACAACAGCAGACACUUCAAAGCAGGAAAGUCCUCAAGAGACACAGAAAGGCUCAUGGCGGAGCACCCCCCUCCCUCCUCAGAAAACUGAGGCAGAAAUUGUGCCAGCAGAACCAUCAGCCUUUUCUGAAACCAAAUCAAUCACAGAACAUUUCUCAGAUGUUGAUGACUUUGGUAACAACGUCACCGGAAUAAGGACAGCUGCCUCUGAGCACUCUGAGAGUGUGUCAACCCAACGGGCUCCUUUUUCCUACGCUGAUGCGGUUAAAAAAAAGGCCGCAUCAGCAAAGCAAAUGGAAACCAUCGAUGACGAUGCUACUGACAAGUUGCUGAGUAAUUUCCACAAAACAUGGACAGAGAGUGAAUCCGUUUUCAAGAGUCUUGGCUACACCAUUUCUGAGGAGACAACAUCACAAGUUGUGUCACAUCAGACGAAGAUCGUCUCAUCUGGUUCGAGUUCCAAAGUCAGAGCUCUGCACAGUAUGUCGGAGGAGAGCUUAUCCGAUGGAUGCUCUGAUAGUGGACAAAAAGAAGUACCAUAAAUCCUGUUUCUGCUGUGAGCACUGUGGAAAUAAAUUAAGCUUAGGAAAUUACGUCUCUCUCCAUGGACACUUCUACUGUCUACAUCAUUACAAACAACUCCUCAAAUCCAAAGGGAACUAUGAUAAUGGACUUGGGCAGAAUCCUCCCGCAGGAAGUGGUGGACCUAUCCCCUCAGAUGAGAAACUUGAAUGGAGAUAUUCCAUGAGCAGCCUAAGUUCAGUAGACAAAACACACAGCGGUGAAAACAAUCUGACAAAAAUGUGCGAUGAAAGCAAACGACAGAGCAACAAAAUAUCUGUAGUUUGGCCCCCACAGGUGGAUCUCCUGAAGGAAGCCUUUAAAAUAGAAGAUGACAUUCAGCUAACUAAACCACAGUGGCCCCCUCCUGACAACACUCCCAAGUCACCCAAACAACAGCACAGAAAGGCUGUUCCUAAAAGUGUCGUUUGAAAUGUAAUCACCACCCAUCAACUAGACAGAUAAGUUAAAGAAACCCAAAGAAGAAGCACAAAAGAACGAAUGGUUAAAUAAGAUGCUACGAAAGGACUGUCCAAUUGGUGCAAUUAAGGAUGUGUAUGUUUGAAGGUCAUGCAGUCAAGGGAUUUUAUAAAGGAACAUGAAAAGUGAGGACAUGAAAGGAAACCGUGUAUACUUGUAAAUGGAGCGUGAAUGUAAAAAAAGAAUGUAACUGGAAUAGUAAGUACGAUAGAGAUAGACGUGGAAAAAGUGUGGAAAGUGGAUGUAGACAUGGAGCAGUGUGCCUUGAAACGACAGGCUUAUCUAACGUGUAAUUUUUCAUUCGUUGUAUUUCAUCUUUAUUUUUCCUGACUUUCAGCAUUCACACUAAUGUAACAGUUAGUAUUUGACACAACAAGAUCUAAUUUAACCGCUAUAACAAUGUAUUUGUUUCGACAAGUUAAACACAUUAUGGCUAAAAACGGCAUCACGACAAGUUUAAGAUCUGAGUCUAAUAAAAUGAUGUUGGUUUCAAUCUACAUUUCUGGGUGACAAUAAGUCAGUUUAGUCACUUUUUAAUCAACUGAAUAUGUAAACUGUAUUCCCACUGCACCUAAAAGGAGCACAGUAAAGAAUCCCAUAUAAUUCAGCCCUGUUUCUUUUUCAUCCCCUUUGUUUUAUUCUAAAAUGAAUUGGUUUAUUGUAUAAUUCACUCCAUUAUUUUGCUACUGUAUGCUGGUUAAUGGAAAUAGUUUCAGUCGGUGGACUCUGUUGUAUUAUUCUGUCCGGUCUUUUAUCUUUCAACAUAUCAACAUUUUUGCAUUUGCCUCUUUUUUUAGCACCUGGUGUGCAGACUACUAAAAGAAUCUUGGAAUUAUUUUAUUUAUAACAUUGAAAGUAUAUAAUGUAAACAAGUGAAUUGGUGAUAAUCAUGUUUGUUUUGGACAUUUGUAUCCUAUUUUGAACAACAAAUAUUUUGCAAUGAAGAAUUUUAUUUUUUAGAUUAGUUAAACCUUGCUUUGUACAAGAAAAUUCCUGAUUCCAUCGUGCUGUCAGGCUGGUUCACUUACUUAAUUGCUGAUCU
This is a messenger RNA of Anarrhichthys ocellatus (wolf-eel), 11762 nucleotides long. It is a transcript of the gene xirp2b, whose product is annotated as xin actin binding repeat containing 2b. The record is from RefSeq and is a predicted model, not a curated record. Lineage: Eukaryota; Metazoa; Chordata; Actinopteri; Perciformes; Anarhichadidae. Gene Ontology annotation, molecular function: actin filament binding. Gene Ontology annotation, biological process: actin cytoskeleton organization; actin filament organization. Gene Ontology annotation, cellular component: focal adhesion; stress fiber. The transcript is spliced from 9 exons. Bases 304 to 10221 code for a protein of 3305 amino acids.